CGCAGCGCGAAUUUACCUCAGUAUUACUGUUUCAGAUUUUUUUUUGACGUUGAAAAUGUCCAUAUUUUGUUAAGAAGACCCUUCCGCUCACUUUUAUUUUCAUUCUGCACGACCAUAAUAUUGAUAACGACCACUCGAUAGGAAAACGAAAGCAACAGUUUCUUACACCCAUUCAUUAUUUCUGACAUAGCACUAUAUAAUUCUCUAAUAAAAGACAUAUACUUUCCCCAGCCUUCCCAUUUCUCUUAUAUGAGUGGAUCGGCAGCACAAACUGAUCGAUUGCAGAAAUCAGAUUCUGAUCUAUCAUUAUUAUUGUCAGACGCUUCAUCGCUAUCUUCAGCCGAUUCAGAUCAACCUGAACCGGUAAAGAAACCAAAUAAAAAGAAAAAGAUGUCGAAAAAGAAGAAGAAAGCAACAAAUAAUAAGAAAAAGAAAAGUACUUCGAAAACAGCACAACAGCAGCAGCAAUAUUGCAUUUGUCGUCGUGGUUAUAAUGGCAAAGAUUUUAUGAUAGAAUGCGAACAAUGUAAAGAAUGGUUUCAUGGAGCCUGCGUCGGAUUGGAUGCAACAGCAACAAUAGAUCGAUACAUAUGUAAAAAUUGCGAGCAUAACACAGAUGUUAGUAAUGUAGAAAAGAACCCACAGCAACAUCAAAGGGCGGGCAAGACCCUUUUAACUCCUUCUUAUGCAUCUAUCAACAAGUUGACACCUGAUUCCCAAGAAAAACCAACAAUUUUGCUUUCUAUUCCAAAACCACAAACUACUAUUGCGACGACAACAACACCCAUGCUAAACAAGGUGGCUACAACUUCGCAGCAAGUAUCACAAUCCAACAUAUCCGAGCAAGAACAGCGAACGAAUACAACAAUUUUGAACGACAGCAUGGAUGACGAUGACGAAAUGGAUGAUAUUUGCGUGUUAUGUGAAGGUGAUUGUGUUUGCGGCGCCGAACAGUCCACCGAGUCUGCCAUUCCCUCCCUCCUUCCUACAUCAGCCUUCUCAGCAGUAUCUUCUGUACUAUCCACUUCUUCCACAUCAGAAGCACCUGCUUUGGAAUCAGCUACUCCAGCUAGUCUUCCUCUCACACAACAACAGCAACAGGAAAAGAGACCUAGUUCAAAUCCAAUAUCACAAAGUCAAACCAAAAUUAUUAUUUCCCUACCGAAAAUGCACUCUAAAAAAAAGAAAAAGAAAUCAAAAAAAAAGCUGGCAGCAUCAUCUACUUAUCCAAAUAUAGGGCGAAGAAGCAGCCAGGCUUCAGUUAUAGAGAGGGAUGGGUUUGUUGAAAAAACCAUCCCUGACAAGAAAGGAAAAGACAAAAAGUCGGCGUCAGCAGCGACAAAGAACAGCCAUACAACAAAAAAGAACAAAAAGAAAAAGCAAAAUAAAGAAGAAGAGGCUAUGCCACAGAAAGUGCAGCAUAAAGGCAAAUCACCAACAGUACUUACUAAUAUUCUUCACAAUGCAAUGAUCUCACCGCUACUGAAAUUGGAAAUAAAUAACAAAGAUAUGCCCCGCUCAAAAGAUGGUGUAGAUUCGUAUGAAGAGGACGAAGAAGUUAUUGUUGACGAUUUGGAUGAUCUGUUAGAAACAAUGUCACCAUUAUCAGAGCAUCUUUCGAAUGAUAUUGUAGAUGAUGAAAAUUCACUAUCUGAAAAUGAGGAAUUUUUCACGGAUGAUAGUCUAGCAGAAGAGAAUGAGGAAGAUAACGUUUUGUUAUUAAGCGACACAGACGAUGGUUUUAUGGCAAUAUCCUCAGUUAGUAGUACUGAUGAGAUUGAUUCGGGUGACGAUGAAGAUAUCGAGAAUGAAGAAACACUUAAUAUUAUAAAUGAAUUGGAAGAAAAAGCGGACCAAGUAUACAGUGACAAUGAUAACGGCAACGCGGUUUAUGUAGAGGACGAUUACGAAGACGAAGAAGAUGAAGAGGAGUAUUAUCAGCAAUAUUAUGCUCAUGUUAAUAGUCGCUGGACCUCGUCAGACGAGGAAGAUGAAGAUGAGGAGGAGGAGGAGGAAUAUGAUUUUACUACCGCAACGGUUUCUCAGAAUGAAAAGCCUGAUGCAAAACUCGACACAUUCCACAAUAAUGGAAGUACUAAUAGUGUUUACAACAAUUUAACAGCAGCAUUUCUUCAAGCAUUAGCCGCAGCUGCAGCAACUUCAGAAGUAGGAGCUGCUUCAGGAACGGAUACUCCUUCUUUAGAUUUGACAAAUGCAUUAGCUGCCCUUUCGACCACACAAAGGUCUGUGUACGAUGACGAUAGCAACUCUUUGAGAAGACUUUCGUUGCCUAGUAGCGCUGUUUCUGCAGUACGAAGAAUGCGUGGAUCUCGAGAUUAUACUACGUCCGAAUCACUAAGAGCUCUUUCUGCUGUCACUGCAGACGAUUUGUCCUUCAUAUUAGAACCCAUUGAGGAAGCAGCUAACGAAGUAGUGUCAAGCAACAAUGGCGACAAUACCAGUAAUAUCUCGAAGUUAAGUUUUACUAGCAGCAGUGGCCCAAACGAUCAACAACAAAUUAUUGAUUUAAAUGGGGUUCACGAGCAACUUAUAGAUAUCCUUAAUAACAAUAUUCCUACAGCAUCUGCAAAUAAUUCACCUUUAAUAUCGCCCACUACACCCACUGUUAUUGAUAAUACUACCAACUCCUUAUUAUCUUCCUCACAGUAUACCUCUAUUUCUCCACAGCCAUCUUAUUCACCAUCUAUUUAUUCUCAAUCGUCUUCACGGCAAUUAUUACCGAAACCCUCUGGCAGUGGUUCCGUCUGUGAUGAUAACACUCUAAUUCAUACUUCCUCUACUAUUGUUAAUGUAUUGAGCUCACAGCAAACUCAAAGCAUUAGUGAAACUCCACUCAAUAAACGAAAAGCUGCCUUUGAUUCAAAUCAUUCCACAGCAGACGACUCAGUUGGAAUGAAACGCAGUAAAAUCACCAGAUCAAAUUCUUUUGAUCUUACAACUCCAGCCUAUUCAACAAAAAUCACCUCAUUUUCAACACCUGCUUCACCAACUAUGACCGCUGCUGCUAUUGCAACGCAUGAUCAGGCCGUAAAACAAAAUUCUGAUGACGAUACAGCAGUCUCUAUGGACGAAUUUUUGGACACAUCCAAAUUAUAUGCAGCCUCUGAUUCAUCACGUUCGCCUUCGCCUCUUCCACCAAUAGAAGAUGAUCCUUAUUCGCGGGAUCUCAGCCGCUGGCAACGGAUCCCAAUAGGGGCUUUUCGUUUAAUGAGAUUUAAAAAUAAGCUUUGGCUUGAUCGAUAGCCUCUUACCCACUUUGUCUGUAUCUUUUCUUUGGGUUUCCUUUAAUGUUAUAUUGAAAAGUGUCUCUCCUUCAAUUGUUGUAUAUAAUAAUAUUUAGACUUUUGUAUAAAGAAAUAAAAAUGUUUCCCUGAUCAUUUUAUGUACACAGUCAGUCUUGACUUCCUAGACAUCAUUUUCUUUCGCUGUUUCGCCUUCUAUUGUGGUUGUGUUUGAUGUUGAUUUUUUGUUUGCUGCCAACGCUUUUCUCCAACGCUCCUCCCUUUCUGCCUUCAUUUUAUCCAAAGCACUCCUUACUUCCUCUGACGUCGUUGGUGGUUUCUAUACAAUGAGCCAAACGGUUAGAUGGGUUCCGGUUCUAUCACUAUAGUACCUUU
Messenger RNA from Mycotypha africana, 3638 nucleotides. RefSeq lists its product as uncharacterized. Gene Ontology annotation, cellular component: Set1C/COMPASS complex. Gene Ontology annotation, biological process: positive regulation of DNA-templated transcription. The coding region runs from base 250 to 3264 and encodes 1004 amino acids. The transcript is spliced from 2 exons. The record is from RefSeq and is a predicted model, not a curated record. NCBI's taxonomy places the organism in Eukaryota, Fungi, Mucoromycota, Mucoromycetes, Mucorales, Mycotyphaceae.